AAAAAUAUCUUCUUUAUGUAUAUAUAGAAGUAGAGCAUCCAAUAAAUACAAAGCCGACGGGCGGGGGCGUUAUACUACUAGCUCUAGCUAAGACGCUUUCCAUAGUUUCUCGUGACCAUCUGUUUUAGUUUCCGAUGGCAAUCCCCUCUUCCUCCAUUUGCGCUGCCUCAGUCAGUAUCAUCUCCUCUUCAUCAUGUUCACAAUUGCCAUCCCUGAGUUCUUUCAUACCCAGCAGCCGUCGUAGUUCGAUGAUAAACUUUCAGAACACGCAUGGACGUUUGGCGAUUAAUUGUUCUUCGUCUGAAAUGGGUCCAACCUCAGACCCCACGAAUUCCAGGCAACCUCAGGUGUCUUCCCUAACUUCCUUAGGCAUUGCAAUGAAUGAACCCGGCAUGUCCAAAUCAUCAUAUAAAUGGCAAAGGGUAUUGCUUAAAGUUAGCGGAGAAGCACUUGCAGGAGAUCGCACACAAAAUAUUGAUCCAAAGAUUACCAUGUCGAUUGCAAGGGAGGUUGCAUCUGUGACUCGGCUUGGCAUUGAGGUUGCAAUUGUCGUUGGCGGGGGAAAUAUUUUCCGUGGAUCCUCCUGGGUUGGAAGUAGUUGUCUGGACCGUUCAUCUGCUGACCACAUUGGGAUGUUGGCAACUGUUAUGAAUGCUAUAUUCCUGCAAGCAACAAUGGAAAGUAUUGGCAUUCCGACACGGGUCCAGACUGCAUUUCGCAUGUCUGAAGUUGCUGAACCAUAUAUACGUAGAAGGGCCAUCAGGCAUUUGGAGAAAGGAAGGGUUGUGAUUUUUGCUGCUGGAACUGGAAAUCCAUUUUUCACCACCGAUACCGCUGCAGCUCUUCGUUGUGCGGAAAUAAAUGCAGAGGUGGUGUUAAAAGCUACAAAUGUUGAUGGGGUUUAUGAUGGUGACCCCAGGCGUAACCCAAAUGCUCAUCUGCUUGAUACUUUGAGUUAUCAUGACGUGACGUCCAGAGAUCUCUCCGUGAUGGAUAUGACUGCCAUUACAUUGUGCCAAGAAAACAAUAUUCCGGUCGUUGUCUUCAACUUGACGAAACCAGGUAAUAUCUCAAGAGCAAUUAUGGGAGAGAGGGUUGGCACUUUGAUUGGAAGGACAUGCAGUUUAGCUGCGGCAAGGACAUGAACCAGAUGGCGAAACCACCAUAAAGAUUGGUCGUGGUUCUAAUGGGCUUUCAGAUUGAAUUUGAGGGUAUAUGUGAAAAAACAAAUAUUAAGUCAAAAAGCAUGUCAUUUCAGUCAAAGCUAGUUCUCUAUUUGAUCUUUUUAGUUUAGUUUAGUUUAGUUUUUUAUUUUUUAUUUUUUAUUUUAUUUUUUUGUGUGCUACACAUCUUUGCCAUUGAUGUCAAUUGAAAUUAAAUACAUAAAAUGGUAUGGAGGGGUACAUUGUUGGGAGGUC
Molecule: messenger RNA, 1418 nt
Organism: Malania oleifera
Lineage: Eukaryota; Viridiplantae; Streptophyta; Magnoliopsida; Santalales; Ximeniaceae
Product: uridylate kinase PUMPKIN, chloroplastic
Exons: 7
Coding region: 135-1145 (336 amino acids)
Biological process (GO): UDP biosynthetic process
Cellular component (GO): cytoplasm
Molecular function (GO): UMP kinase activity
Source: RefSeq, a predicted model, not a curated record